AAAGCCCACUACUCUACGCGCCAAGUUGCUACUUGCUACUCUCCGAACACUCCAUACUCCUCCCGUCUUCGUCCUCUCGCCCCUUUCGCCUUUCUAGGGUUUCCUCGGAGCUCAAACCUAGGGUUUCCUCGUACAAGCUGAUCCGUAGCCAUGGCGAUCGCCGCUCAGACCCCCGACAUUCUCGGCGAGCGCCAAACGGACCAGGAUGUGCGCACGCAGAACGCGGUGGUGUGCCAAGCCGUGGCAAACAUCUUCAAGUCGUCCCUCGGACCCGUCGGUCUCGAUAAGAUUCUGGUUGGUGACAUUGGUUAUGUGACAAUAACGAACGAUGGCGCAACAAUUCUGAAGAUGUUAGAGGUGGAACAUCUAGGUGCCAAGAUUCUUGUUGAGCCGGCAGAACUUCAAGAUCGGGAGAGAGCAAAUGUUCUUGUCAGAAAUAAAAUCCACCCAUCCUCUGUAGUUAGUGGCUACAAGCCCAAUUCGAGAUUUAUUUUUUUUCUCUUCCUUCUCCGUCUAUCAGUUUGCAAUGGGGGAAGCCUGCAAGUAUCCGAGUUGAUACAGGAAUUUCAGAGAAAAAUCAGCAAGAAAAUUAAGAACGGGAGAUGGGGUGUGGAACCGAGUGGUCCAAAUCCACGCGUUCCGCGACACGUGGGGACACGCCAUUGGUCACUCGUGUGCCCACUUGCGAUGGCGAGAGAGCGAGAGCAAAGAAGGGCAAAAACGAGGACCAGCUCCCUUGCCCUACUCACUUACCCCCGCGUCUGGCUCAUCUGACACCCUCCACGUUCCUGCGUGGUCCGCACCGUUUGAUAUCUAUGCGGGAGGGUCCCAUGAAUACUCCGCCAAAAAUUUGCGAAAGCUCUCUAUGGCAUAAGUGCGUACGUAGCGCCUACAUCUACGACGCUGUUAUGCGGACCCCAUGAAGGGGCUACGUGCCGACGGACACGCGGCGGUCGCACGGUCGAGGAGCGAUAGCAACCGGCAUGUGCUGCGGGGCAGCGCGCGUCAGAGAACGAAGGCCGGGGGGCGAGCUGAUCCCGAAAAAGGGCCUGCGAAGUUUCCGACCGACACCUCCCCAACAAAUUUUGGCUGGACCGCAUCCGCCACGUCAGCUAAUAACGCAUGAUGUCGUAAAAUCUAAAUACGAGACUUUGUUUAGAAUUGCGAGGAGCUCUCUAUUAUAUGUAGCAGAAUAGUAACCGUGAUAUGUCGAUUACGAUAAUUUUGACUAA
This is a messenger RNA of Ananas comosus (pineapple), 1232 nucleotides long. Its product is annotated as T-complex protein 1 subunit alpha-like. Gene Ontology annotation, cellular component: chaperonin-containing T-complex. The transcript is spliced from 7 exons. Gene Ontology annotation, biological process: protein folding. The record is from RefSeq and is a predicted model, not a curated record. Bases 151 to 774 code for a protein of 207 amino acids. Gene Ontology annotation, molecular function: ATP-dependent protein folding chaperone; ATP hydrolysis activity; ATP binding. NCBI's taxonomy places the organism in Eukaryota, Viridiplantae, Streptophyta, Magnoliopsida, Poales, Bromeliaceae.